Molecule: messenger RNA, 3381 nt
Organism: Neohortaea acidophila
Lineage: Eukaryota; Fungi; Ascomycota; Dothideomycetes; Mycosphaerellales; Teratosphaeriaceae
Exons: 4
Coding region: 146-3124 (992 amino acids)
Biological process (GO): positive regulation of transcription by RNA polymerase II; aromatic amino acid catabolic process
Cellular component (GO): nucleus
Molecular function (GO): zinc ion binding; DNA-binding transcription factor activity, RNA polymerase II-specific
Source: RefSeq, a predicted model, not a curated record
CCCUUCUUUCGCGUCCCGUUUCUGCUCAAGCUUUUAACUCCACCACCACUGCAAGUCGCACAACCCGCCAGCUCUGCUCUCUCGGCUGGCCACGGCUUACCCUCCUCCACCUCCCACCUCCCCCUUACCACCACCUCACGACCAGAUGGACCACAGCCUCCGCGGGUCGUCGAGCGGCGGCGACGCGCAGCUCGACACCCCGCCGCCUGGCCGCCCGCUGACCAACGCCCAGGCCGCCCAGGCCGCCCUCCACCAGCGCACAUAUCAAGCAUGCAUCCCGUGUCGAAAGCGCAAGGUGCGCUGCGACCUCGGCUCCGUCGAUAACCCCAGCGACCCGCCGUGCGUGCGCUGCCGCCGCGAGUCCAAGGAAUGCUACUUCUCCGCCACGCGCCGCAAGAAGAAGACCGGCACCGACGACGCCUACUCCGACACCGACGAGACCGUCUUCAAGGUCGAGAACGGGCGCAAGCGCGUGCGCCAGUCCGAGGGCUACGAGCCCGAGAAGAGUGUGGAGCUGGAAGAGGCCCCGCGCACCCCGGGCGGCUCGAUUGGACAGACGCAGCCGCUGCGCAGACCCGCCGGCCCCAAACCCGUGCAGUACAAUGAGGAGGACCAGAAGGCUAGUGAACAGACGGUGUCUCUGCUGCAAGCCACGGAAAUCCAUGGCGGUCACGAUGCGCUGAAAUUGCUGGCCGAGGCGGCGCGGAAGGGCUCGAGAGAGUCCGGCCCGCGGCCUGGGUUGACCGGCCUCUCGCCCUCUUCCCUCCCCUCCGCCACCAGUCCGAUGAUGGAGAGGCCCGGGAGUAUGACCAACGGCCCAAUGGCGGUACUACAGAAUGACCCAAUCUGGAAAACACCCAUCAACCCGACCAGUCACGCCAGCGACCCCAUCGACACGGCAGCCUACAACUCCGCGCUGAAGGCCUGGGAGCGCUUCCGUUUCGUCCGUGCGGGCUGGUUCCGUGCAAAGGAAGCCAUCGAUUACAUCGACUACUUCUACCGCCACCAUGCCCCCUUGACCCCCGUCGCCCUCCUCGACUUUCGAUCAUACGCGAAGCACGAAGAACUGCUGACCAACGAACCGAUGCUCACCAUCACCAUGCUGCUGAUAGCUUCUCGCCACAUGCAGCUGGAGGGACCGGGCUCGGUCUCCCGCCCAUAUUCCAUUCAUCAAAAGCUGUGGACAUAUCUCAGCGGCAUGAUCAAUCGCAUCCUCUGGGGCCAAGAGCAAUUCGGUGGCGGCUUCUGCGGCGCUGGCGGAGAGCCGGGGUGCGAUGUCAACCCCCUCACACGAAAAGGCCUCCGCACCCUGGGCACCAUUGAGUCCCUCGUCCUGCUCACCGAAUGGCAUCCCCGAGCGAUGCACUUUCCCCCCGACGAGGCUGACGAAGAACUCAUGGUCCCCGAAGAUCCCAGCCAUCUGUUCGAUCCGAGCGAGAAUGGGCCCGAGAACAAGGGGAUUGGCGGCCAGCGGAUGGACGCAUGGCUGGAACCAUGUUGGAGAAGUGAUCGCAUGUGCUGGAUGUUACUGGGCCUGUCUAUGUCGCUCGCAUUCGAGAUCGGCGUCUUCGACUCCGGCGAGUGGCAGCGGCAUGCGCGCAGCUCCGACGGCCAGCCGCUUUCCGCCGAGCAACUCCAACGCUACGAUCGCCGCCGCCGGAACGUGCGAAACCUGUUACUCGUGUACGUGACGCAAACGAGUGGCCGUCUGGGCCUCACCUCCCUGCUUCCCAACGGCUACUCCAAGCCGGAGGACAGCGACUUGUUCCGCCAAACGCUCAAUCAGCACUCCAGCAUCCACGAGACGGAUCUGCACUUCUGGCUGCGCAUGGCCCACUUGAUGCGCGAGGGCAACCACAAGAUCUACGCCAACAAAGCCUUCACCCGCGACCUCAUUAAGAAUGGCGACUACAAGGCCGUGCUGCACGCCUUCCAGGUGCCGCUUCGCCAAUGGCGCCUCGACUUUGACCAGUGCGCCAUCAUCCCGCGCUACAUGCGGUACAUCCUCGAGAUCGAAUACGAGUACUGCCGGGUGUACAUCAACGCGCUCGCGCUUCAGGCCGUGGCCGAGCGGUGUGCCAAUGCGCAGCCCUUCCAAAACUCCACCGAUGCGCCCGAUCACGCGGCCCGCGCGGGCAGUGUGCCCAACGGUGUGCGCCCCGAUGCCGGCGCCAUCCCUCCGCAGAUGCUCGCAAAGCUGCUCGGCGGUGACCGACACUACAUGCUGCAAGUGGGCGACGCCGCACGCAACCUGCUCAAAGUAGUGGUAUACGGGCUGUACCCGGGGGAAUACCUCAAGCACGCCCCCGUACGCACCUACUUCCGCAUCAUCAGCGCGUCCAUUGUGCUCCUCAAAUCCUUCUCCCUCGGUGCGACGGAAAGCGACGUAUCGGACUCGCUGCAGCUCAUGGACAAGACGGUCGACGCGCUGCGCAACUGCAUCGUCGACGACGUGCACGUCGCCUGCCGCUUCGCCGACCUGCUCGACACCCUCACGCAGAACCUCAAGCCGCGCCUCGUGCGCAUCGCCGCCGACGGCCGCUCCAAGAGCCGCAGAGCCUCCAUCUUCCCCGGCGAAGCCAGCACAGCAGGUCUCGAGCAGCAGACAUCCGCCGCGCAAACCACCGCCUCCUUCAACGACGCCAGCCAGAAACUGCAAGCGCACCAACGCCACCCUUCCUCCAACACCCCCUCCACCCUCCACCCACACGCCAACACGCAGCAAUGGCCCUACAAUAACGGCCUCCCCCUCGCCACCAACCCCUCCGACCCCCUCUACGGCAUCUCCUCCGACAUCUACGACCUCACCGACGCCGCAAAUAACCACUUCUCCAUCAUGCCCCCGCCCUCCUUCGCCUGGUCUUCCCCUACCAACUCUCAAAACCUCGCCCUGUCCGCCACCUCCCCCGGCGGCACGAAUAUGUACGGUUUUGGCACUGGUGGACCUGGCGGCACGGCGGAGGAUUGGUUCGCGCUGGAUUUGAACCCCAUCAUUAAUUCGGAUGCGGGGGGGCAGGGGCAGAAUGUUGAUGUGAGUAGUACAAUGUAUGGGCCGCAGAUUGGGGAUACGGAUAUGUUGGAGUUGUUGCUUGGGGGUGGGGGAGGGACGGGGCAGAACUUUUAGGGCGGUGGAAAUGAUGGAUGGAGAAAGAUUCCUUCUGUCUGAUUAUGAUUAUGAGCGAGGAAGUUCUGCUUCUGCUAGAGGUGGCUUUACAUGUUUUCAUCCCAAAGGGGCAUCAUGUGUCUACUAUAUAUAUCCAAAGAUAGCAUCGAGCAAUCGCAUCACCAUCCACCCCCCCUCUUACCUCGCAAUCGUAUAAGUACUCGCCAACCUCUCCAUCAAAUGAUCCCGCGCAGUCAACACCUUCCCGCCUCGGGAGC